Ambispora leptoticha is the source of this 398-nucleotide messenger RNA. The record is from the annotation of a GenBank genome assembly. Lineage: Eukaryota; Fungi; Glomeromycota; Glomeromycetes; Archaeosporales; Ambisporaceae.
AUGAACCCACCACAAGAUUUACCCUCUUGGAUUGCCCCUGAACUUUACUGCAAGGUUUAUGAAUUGCAGGAAUUAUGUCAUCACAUGCAGUACCCUGGGACUAUCAUGUGUGACAGUAAAAGUGCAAAUCUUCUUCUUGAUUUGAAACAGUCAUAUACAAAGAAAUUUUUUGUUACCAUACCCAUGACUGCCACUACUUCAUGGGAACAAUAUUAUAAAGAAAUCUCUGCCCGUUUUAGGACUACUACAGAUCAGCACACCUAUAACCGAAUCUAUGCCCUAGCAUAUGGAUAUCACUUAGGAGCCCUUAUAUUGAAAAAACCUCGACAUGUCAAGUCAAUUAAAGCUCAUCGACUUAGGUCAUUCCGAAGGACUUACAGGUUGUUUCAUGCUGUUGG